CCAUUACUACUGGUUUCCUUCCACCCAACUCCUUUAAAUCAUGAGGCAUAAUAAGUUUUUGAGGUAUUUGUUUAGAUAACGGGAGACCCCGUUACAACCUAUUUUCUGUCUGUUUGGCACUUUCCCUCUACUUUAAAGUAGUACAAAACACAAUUUGUGUAAGAUUACACAAUAAUAACCAAUAAAAAAGAGUAGUAUCUCGAAUAAUGUCAGUAAAUUAAAACAAAUAAACAAUAAAUAAUACGCAGAAACUUCUUUUCGCAGAAUGCGGAAAAGUCACUCAAUAACCAUUACCAAUAGUGAUGUGGCUAGUCCGGUUUCAAAAGUAGACAAUAGAUACAUAGACAUGUAGAUAAUAUCUACUACACAGUAGAUUUGCUAUAAUUUUCAAUCAUUGUAUAAAAAUAUUAAUAAAUCGAUGUUUUUAUAUAUUAUAAACCAGCCUAAUAAUUUACAAAUUUUAGUCAACUUUUUUCUAGAACAUUCACAUUUUUUGUACGUUUAACUUUAACUUUUUUUGUUACGUGUAUCCUGUCAAAAGUUACAAGGAAAAAAAGAUUAGCUCUAUGCUUUUGAAGUCUACUUUGCACAGCGUUGCUUUUGGUUUGGUUUUAUUUAGUCUGUGAGCAUCUGUGGUCGUUGAUUGACGACUCAGGGAAAUAACAGCGAGUAGACGCAUUUUAUUUAUCGUGUUUGUGUUAUAACUUAGUGAAAAAUGGCAAAAAGGAAAAACAAACCUUUAAUAGAUUCAGACUCCAGUAGUGAGUGCUCAGAUUUGGACUCACAAUUCCUGAACUUAGCAAAGAAAAAGAAGAAACCAGAAGACUCCCCUCCACAGUCCAAAUCUAAGAAAUCUGGUUCAGGGUCAGACUCUGAAUCUGACUGGGAUGACGAUGACAACAAGAAGUCAAAUUCAAAAUCCUCAUCCUCAUCGGGGUCAGACUCGGAGAGUGAUGCCAGAAGUGAUACAUCGAAAAAGAAAGAAGCACCUCGCAGUACAAGGAAGACAUCCUCAGAGCACUCGGACGACAGCCAAAAGAAAGUGGAACCUAAGAAGACAGAGAACAGGAGGAGCACAGACAGCGCAGAGUCUACUAAGAAAAAAGAGACAUACAGUGAGCCCGAAGAAGGUGAAGUGUCGUCACACUCCUCAGAUAAUGACUCCAUUGAUUCAGAAGAAGAAUUUGAUGACGGAUAUGACGAGAACCUCAUGGGCGACGAGGAGGACAGAGCUCGCCUCGCCGCCAUGUCUGAGAAGGAGAGGGAGCAGGAGAUCUUCAAGCGAAUCGAGAGGAGAGAUCUCAUGAAAACCAGGUGGGAGAUAGAGCGCAAGUUGCGUCUGGCGCGUCGCUCGGCGGCGGGCGCGUUGUCAGCGAGCGAGCUGGCGCGCCGCCGCGACGCGCGCCGCCGCCGCCGUGCCGCGCGCGACCUGCGCCGCCGCCGCCGCGACCUGCCGCCGCCGCCGCCAGAAAUAGAGACGGAGGCCCCGGCGCCGCCCGAGCCCCAGCAGGACAAGGAGCUGCCGCCGCCCAGUCCCGGGGAGAUACUCGACGACAAACAGGAUGCUGAGCGGUCGGAGCGCGCCGGCUCCCCCCAGUUCGGCAAGACGGAGCGCAAGCGGAACGUCGACGACAAGCGACAGAACGCCAUGGCCGCCCUCCGCGCCCAGCGGGACGCCAAGGCCACGCGCGUCGAGCUCUCCAGGCAGAGGAGGAACAAGGAACUCUCUCACAACGACAAGGACGACACCGACGACGCGGACGCGGAGAUCAUCGGCGGCUCCAGCAAGCAGAGCGUCAAGUUGAAGGCGUCCGACAUAUACUCCGACGACUCCGGGUCCGACUCUGACGAUAACAAAUCUCAAGGUCGGCGCAGUUCGUCCAGUUCGAUGUCGUCGGGCGGCGAGGAGGAUGACUCCAAGCGAGAGCGGGAACUGGUCGAGGUCAAGUACGCCGAUACUAAGGAACAAAUCAACAAACUCCGACUCAGCAGAUUCAAGCUGGAGCGUCUGGUCCACCUUCCAUUCUUCGCGCGGGUAGUGACAGGAUGCUUCGUCCGCAUCGGCAUCGGGAACAAUAACGGGAACCCCGUCUACAGGGUGGCAGAGAUAAUAGACGUGUAUGAGACUGCGAAGGUAUAUAACCUCGGCAACACUCGCACCAACAAGGGCCUCAAGCUCCGGCACGGAACCCAGGACCGAGUGUUCCGCCUGGAGUUCGUCAGUAACCAGGAGUUCACGGAGAGCGAGUUCCAGAAGUGGAACAAAGCCAUCAAGGACGCCAACAAGAAGCCUCCCACCAUGGACUUCGUGCGGAACAAGAUACAAGAAGUCAAGGAAGCGCUCAUGUACGAGUUCAAGGAGGAGGACAUUGAGAAGAUAGUAGCGGAGAAGGAUCGGUUUAGGUCGCAUCCCACCAACUACGCCAUGAAGAAAACACAGCUCAUGAAGGAACGAGACGUCGCCCAGCUCAGAGGGGACGACGAGACCGUGAUGGAACUGAAUGCUAAGAUACAGGAACUGGAGGAACGAGCCAGUCAACUAGACAAGACUAGGACGUCCUCCAUACAGAGCAUCUCUUACAUCAACAAUAGGAACCGGAAGCUCAAUGUAGAGACCGCAGAGAAGGCCAUCAUGGAGGAAGUGAAGGCUAACAAGGGCAAGAAGGCAGACGAUCCCUUCACUCGUCGGAGCACUAAACCUGUCAUGAACUUCAAGUCGGGGGCUAGCAAGGCACAGGACGCGCGCAGCGAGGAGGAGGCGGCCGACGCCAUCAAGCAGAGGGACGCCGACGACCGCGCGCUCCGCGAGCUCAAGGACAGGGAGCGACUCCAGGCCGCAGCCGACGCAGCCAGCGCGCGCGGGGGCGCGGGGGCGGGCGCGGGCGCGGGCGGGGGCGCGGGCGCGGCGCGGGCGCGGGCGGGGGCGCGGCCAGCCUGUACUCGCUGCACGACUUCGACAUCAGCAUCGAGCUGGACCUGCCGGCGCCGCGGCCGCCGCCCGCCCGCCGCCCGCGCCGCGCGCCGCCGCCCGCGCCGGCCCGCCGGGCCCGCGACGUCGGCCCGCGCCGCUCGCUCAACCUGGACGAGUACAAGAAGCGCCACGGACUGA
Molecule: messenger RNA, 3109 nt
Organism: Spodoptera littoralis (African cotton leafworm)
Lineage: Eukaryota; Metazoa; Arthropoda; Insecta; Lepidoptera; Noctuidae
Source: the annotation of a GenBank genome assembly